Messenger RNA from Stylophora pistillata, 2119 nucleotides. RefSeq names its product retinol dehydrogenase 12. The record is from RefSeq and is a predicted model, not a curated record. Lineage: Eukaryota; Metazoa; Cnidaria; Anthozoa; Scleractinia; Pocilloporidae.
CAGACCCAUUGAUCUCCCAAAGUGCUGUUACAAAACUGGCGGUUUUUACAGCAGUAACAUUUUGUCUGGUGGCACUCAUGAAGUGGCAUUUUAGUGGAGGAGUGUGCAAAAGCAAGGCGAGAUUAGAUGGUAAGACUGUUAUUGUAACAGGGGCUAACACUGGAAUAGGAAAGGAGACUGCUUUGGACCUAGCCAAGAGGGGUGCAAAAGUCAUUUUGGCUUGCCGAGAUGAAAAGAGGGCCACAGAUGCAGCAAAAGAGAUUAUUGCAGACACUGGAAGUGAUAAAGUCCUUGUUAGAAUUGUUGACCUGUCCUCCUUUAAGUCAGUGAGAGCCUUUGCUAAACUCAUUAAUGAAACAGAAGAAAGACUGGACAUUCUUGUGAACAAUGCAGGACUUGGAAGAAGUUACACGUUGACUGAGGAUGGAUAUGAAAGUGUUUUCCAAGUAAACUAUCUCAGCCAUUUUCUUCUGACUCUACUUCUGUUGGAAAAAAUGAAGAAAUCAGCACCAAGUCGCAUUAUCAAUGUCUCAUCCAUGGCACAUGAAGAAAUGAAUGCUGAUCUCCAGCUUGAUGAUUUUAAAUUGUCCAAGGAGAACUUUGAUCCAUUUCAACGCUACGCUCAAUCAAAGUUGGCACAGGUGGUGUUCACAAAAGAAUUAAGCCGAAGACUGGAAGGAACUGGAGUGACAGUUUAUGCUCUUCAUCCUGGUGUUGUCUCAUCAGACAUUUGGCGAAACUUGGAGAUUUUGAAGAAACCAUAUAUCAGACCAUUUGUAAUGCUGGUGAUGUUUCUGUUCUUCAAAGACUGCAAGCAAGGGGCACAGACUACCAUCUACUGUUCAGUGGCCGAAGAGCUGGAAGGUGUCUCGGGCCUUUAUUACAGUGAUUGCAAAGUCAAGGAGAGCAAUAAAUUGGCAAAAGAUCCUGGUUUGGCAAAGAAGCUGUGGGAUGCAAGUGAGAGGAUCACUGGAGAAAGUUGGAGAGAUUAAGAAUUUGAUGAUGAACAUUUUUGUAACUUGUUUUUUGGUGCAUUUCUCUAGUUACAUUUAUGGAGAUGUAUACAGUGUGGUGUCAGUAGAAGUGUUACAUGCUAUAGGCAAUCUAUAAGUAAAUGCCAAUUACUGGUAUAGAGGAUGAUAAGAAUUUAUAUCUUUAGUCUAGUUAUUUUGUACUAUUUACAAAUAAUUAUUUCUACAUUAAAGUACAUUAACAAGGAGAGACAGGCAAAUUGAAUAACACAAGUAGUGAAAAGCAAAAUGUGCACAGUGACCAAAGUAGCUUAAGCUUUGGAGUUGGUCACUGCCACAUACAAUUAAUUGGCAUGAACAUGUACAUUGUAGGCAUUUACAUGACAGUAAAAAACAAAAGCAAACUACACUCAGGAAACAAAUUGAGUGUUUAAAAGAUACAUUUUGUAUUGCUUGUAGAAACAAUAACAAUUAUUAUGGAUGUCUUUAUCACUAAAUUUGGAGAAAAACUUAGCUGGUUGGGGUUGAAUUUGUACCCAUCUCUUACCUUGUUUGGUGGCUGUAGUGUAUUGCAUUACCACUAUUUGGGCAUUUCUCAAUUAUGCUUUCAUUAAAUCUACUGUCCUUGUAUUUAGAGUAAAAUUAGUACCAGUAAUUGUGAGUAUUGUAUGGUAAAAAAGCUAUCUUGAUCAUUGAGUUAUAGACAGUUAAAUCAGAGCAAUUAGAGAAGUCACGACCUAUGAAUAUUUUACUGUGGCCCAUACCCUAUCAGGUCAAGUAAUGGAGUGUCCCUAACUUGCUUCAAGUGGAGAGUGAAAAAAAAGAGGAACCAAAGAGAAGUGGUGUCCAGGAAGCAACAGCUUAUCUCAAUUUUGGCCAAAAAAUCCUUGAGAUUGCAGGGCAUCACUUUAUUUUACUCUUGCUAAACAACUUGAGAACGUCUGUAUUUAGGAGUAUUUUGAGGCGUGACUUCUCUCAUUCCCAGUGCCUAUCGAUUCUGACUGGCUCCGACGUCGUGGGCGCAUCGUGGAGCGACCCUGGAUAUCCCACUAUGGCGGUGUAUUUUGUUGAUUGCGCCGUGUUUCUUUCGCUCUCAUGCUGCUUUGAGGUAACUUACGGUGAAAAAGUAAAGAAAGGUUAGUCUACAC